AUAUCUAAAAGUGUAUUCAGUGUCAUGUCAUUCAAAAUUUUUUAAAAAGUGGCACACUAUACAUGGUUAGGUCCAGAAAAUAAAAUUUUGGUCGUGAGUCCAUUUCCGAUGGAAUGGAGAGGAUCCUAUUUCUUGCAAAAUACUCUGUAUCUAAUUUUGAUAAAAUCAUGUGCUUCACUAGAUGAGAUAUCCUAUCUUGCAUUCUGCAAGAAUCUGGAGGAUAACAAGUUGCAGGGUACCCUUCCGCAGUCUUUGAACAAAGAAAGUUUGGAAAUUAGAACAUCAGGAAAUUUGUGCCUUUCGUUCUCCACAAUGACAUGCAAUGAUGUUUCAUCCAACCCUUCAAUUGAGACACCACAAGUUACUAUUUUCACCCAAAAAAAGCAGCGUGGACAUAAUCAUAUAGCAAUUAUAGCUGGUGCAGCUGGUGGAGCAGUACUUGCUCUUAUCAUAUCUCUUGCAGUAUUCCUGUACAUAAAGAAAAAUAGAAGUGAAGUUACAUAUACAUCAACAGCAGAGAUGCAAAACUGGAAUUUAGCAAUUGAGAUGCGAAACUGGGAUGCAGCAAAAGUCUUUUCCUACAAAGAAAUCAAAGCAGCUACGAACAACUUCAAGGAGGUCAUAGGCCGUGGUAGUUUUCAAGAUGGAAAAUUAGUAGCUGUGAAAGUGAGGUUUGAUAAAAGCCAACUUGGGGCUGAUUCUUUUAUCAAUAAGGUCUAUCUAUUGUCACAAAUUCGUCAUCAAAAUCUUGUAUGUUUGGAAGGAUUCUGUCAUGAAUCAGAGCAGCAACUACUAGUCUAUGAGUAUCUACCUGGGGGAUCAUUGUCUGAUCACCUUUAUGGUAUAAACAGUAAAAAAGCUUCGUUAAGUUGGGUUCGCAGACUGAAAAUUUCUGUUCAUUCUGCAAAAGGUACGUUGCUUUUUCUAUUAUCAAACUGAAAAGACAACAUAGGAAAGCAAUCGUCUUUGCAGAUGGAAGAAACAUGAAAGUCUGAGUUUCUAUAGUUAUAUGAUAAAUUAGAAUAUAAUAAUUUCUGGAUCUACAUAUGAAAUAAUAUUGCUUUAACUGAUAGAGAUAUGUUGAACACAAAAAUGCUCAGACCAUAUAGUCAAAUUGUACUUUAUAGCAGUCGUGUAGUUCUGCAUUAUGAACAGAUAUGUGGGCAACUAUAUUAUGGUUUGUAGGACAACUUUGUGCUUCUUUGGAUCACUUAUGCAAUAUCCUUCAUCAUUUACAUAGUAA
Messenger RNA from Quercus robur (English oak), 1243 nucleotides. Its product is annotated as probable LRR receptor-like serine/threonine-protein kinase At5g48740. Gene Ontology annotation, biological process: protein phosphorylation. The transcript has 5 exons. The coding region runs from base 109 to 939 and encodes 276 amino acids. The record is from RefSeq and is a predicted model, not a curated record. NCBI's taxonomy places the organism in Eukaryota, Viridiplantae, Streptophyta, Magnoliopsida, Fagales, Fagaceae. Gene Ontology annotation, molecular function: protein kinase activity; ATP binding.